AUGGCUUCAUUAACAAAGCAUUGCACUACAAUAGCUCUUACUUUGAGAGGAUUGCAGAUUCUCGUGUCACUACUCCUCAUAAUCUUGGCCUCAGUGAACCUCAGUAUCACUGGUUAUACCAAGAUGUACAUUCGCAAGUCCGUUAUUAGUGGGAGUAUCGUAUUUGUCUACUACCUAUUGACAAUCACCCCUUUCACGAGAUGGUAUCUUCCUCUCACCAUAUUUUGCUGGGAACUUGCAACAAUUGCAUUAUAUUCUGUUGCUGUUCCCUUUGCUAGUGUGCUCUACCGCGAUACCGACUGUACCAGUGGUUAUGGCUCAGAUAUGACAGAGUGUCGCACUGGAGUUGGUUCUUUCGUCUUGGGAUGUAUAGGCCUUGUGCUCGCCUUUAUUUCCUUCGUAUUAGUUAUCAGUUACUCAUUUGUUCCUGCUUGCAAGCAGAAUCAGGUUUUUAGUUGCAACCAUUUCGGCAUUGGUGCCAUUUUCCCCAAGCAACCGGUUAAAAAGGAGGAUUGUGAGCACAAGAUGUCAGAUGAUCCUUUUGCGGAUAUUAAUGUUGCGUAA
This is a messenger RNA of Sungouiella intermedia, 564 nucleotides long. The record is from the annotation of a GenBank genome assembly. NCBI's taxonomy places the organism in Eukaryota, Fungi, Ascomycota, Pichiomycetes, Serinales, Metschnikowiaceae.